Messenger RNA from Blumeria graminis f. sp. triticale, 2724 nucleotides. The record is from the annotation of a GenBank genome assembly. NCBI's taxonomy places the organism in Eukaryota, Fungi, Ascomycota, Leotiomycetes, Helotiales, Erysiphaceae.
AUGGCCGGCAAGAAGAGGAAGGCUAUUGGCAAUAAUAGUAACCUCGGACUCGAUUACUAUUUUCGAAGGCAACAACAUAAUGUCUUGUUAACUGAAUCCUCAACAUUCCCACACGGCCACAGAGAGAUCACAAACGUACCCCCGAAAACUGACGAAGAGUUUGCUCGUGAGCUUCAAGCGAAAUGGAAUCGAGAAAAUAUUUCCACGACUUGCGAUAAAUCGAAAAGGGUUCCUGAUAUGAAUAAAAAGCUACCUGAUUACAAUCUUACCGACUCAGAUAAGUUUCCUCAAGAAACCGAUGAGGAGAUUGCUCGUAAACUCCAAGCAGAAUGGUGUCAAGAGGAAGUAGUGGUUAACUGCAACAAAUCAAGUAAGAUUCCUGAAAAUCUUCCAUCGGGCUCACAACCUACUGGUAAAGAGGCUUGCCUCUCGGAAAUUAGCAGCUCGUACUGUGAUAAAGAUAUGGGGAUAACUCCAACUUCCAAAAAUAUUAUCAAGUCUCUAUCGACCGAGAAAGAGAGAACUUUAUCUAUAAAGUUGACCGAAAAUACGGCUGAUGAAGAAGGCUCAAAUAUUCCAUUUGGAGAAAGUCCCUUGAAAUUCAGACCAUCAAAUUAUAAAGAAGAGCUCAGGAAUUAUUCGACCACUAAAGGAGGCAAUUUAUCUUAUUCGCUUUUAACAAAAUGUUUUAUGCUUAUCAGUGGGACCUCAAGUAGGAUCAAAAUAAUAGAUACUUUGGUUAACCUUCUUCGACUCCUCAUAGAAGGAGAUCCCAAUAGUCUAAUUCCGGCUGUGUGGCUCGCAACUAAUGCCAUCUCUCCACCCUACCAGUCCUUAGAGAUAGGCCUUGGUGGUUCUGCUAUAUCUAAGGCGCUAAGAAAUGUUUAUGGAUUAGACGCCAAGUCUCUAAAAACUUUGUAUAAGAAAUGUGGAGACGCAGGGGAUGUAGCAUUCGAAGCAAAAAAAAGACAAAAGUUCACUCUCAAAAAACCGAAACCUCUGACUAUUAUUGGUGUCUAUCAAUCUUUAGUUCAAUUAGCCAUGGCAAAGGGCAAUGGGAGUAAUGAGUUUAAACAGAGAAUCGUUGAUCGUUUACUUCAAGAAGCACGUGGAGCCGAGGAGAGCCGUUACGUUGUAAGAACUCUGUGCCAACACUUGCGUAUAGGAGCUGUAAGGACUACAAUGCUAAUUGCACUCUCCCGUGCAUUUCAGCUAUCAUGCCCGACUGGAGUAAACUUCCACUUAAAAUCCUCACAGGAACUUUCUUCAAUGUCCAAAGAAACUUUAGCUACAUUUUGGUCUAAUGGAGAAGAAUUAGUAAAAUCUUGCUUUGCCAAACAGCCUAACUACAAUGAACUUGUUACUCACCUCCUUCAGGUUGGUGUUUGUGAUGAACUCAUAGCUCGAUGCAGACUUAAGCUUCACAUUCCUAUUCUUCCCAUGCUAGGGAAUGUAACUCGCGAUAUAACUGACGUCUUUCUAAAGCUAGAGGGACAGCCAUUUAGUUGUGAAUACAAAUAUGAUGGCCAAAGAGCACAAGUUCAUUGUGAUGAUCGGGAAGUUGUCUCCAUAUUUUCUAGGCAUCUGGAAAUAAUGACCGACAAAUAUCCUGAUCUUGUAUCACUUAUUCCUAGUAUAAAAAGCAGCCGAGUUUCAAGCUUCAUCCUGGAAGGUGAGGUUGUUGCUGUUUGUCAGUCAUCGGGAGACAUAAAGUCUUUUCAAGCACUAUCGAAUCGAGCGAGAAAAGAUGUGCAGAUAGAAAAUAUCACAAUACAAGUCUGCUUAUUCGCAUUCGAUCUUAUGUUUUUGAAUGGUCAGUCUUUGUUGGAAAAAUCAUUCAGAGAACGACGUGCGCUUCUUCGGAAUUUAUUUGUCGAAAUUCCCAAUCAAUUUACGAUGGUAAAAAGUAUUGAUGUCAUGAAUCAAAAUGUAGAUCAAGAUAUGGAUCAAGUACUUGAAUUUUUCAAAUCUGCGACAGAAAAUAAAUGUGAAGGUAUCAUGGUCAAAUUACUUGAUAAUAAGACCGAUAUCUCCAGCCAGGAUGCCUAUGAAGAAUCAGUUUCUAGAAAGGUGGUUACAAAUACAACGAAGGAGAUAGUGGAAGCCAGACGGCCGAAUUUGAGAAAGAAGAACAACCGCAAAGAUUUGCUGUGUACUUAUGAGCCGGAUAAACGCCUCAAUUCCUGGCUCAAGGUCAAAAAGGAUUACAGUACGACAUUUGACACACUUGACCUUAUUCCGAUAGCUGGAUGGCAUGGUCAAGGCCGGAAGUCUAAGUGGUGGUCACCGAUUCUUUUUGCCGUGCGCAAUGAGGAAACAGGUUCAUUAGAAGCAGUGUGUAAGUGUAUAUCAGGAUUUACAGAUUCUUUCUAUGCAGAAAACAAAGAAUUUUAUAGGGAAAAUGGUCCCAACGUUUUAUCCAGCAAACCUGGAUAUAUUGAAUACAGUGGAGGCAGCCCAGAUGUCUGGUUCGAGCCGCAAGAGGUUUUUGAGCUCACCUUUGCUGAUAUUACACUCAGCCCAGUAUAUACUGCAUCAAUUGGGCUCGUAAGUGAUGAGCGUGGCUUAAGUUUGAGAUUUCCUCGCUUCUUAAAGAAACGGAAUGACAAGAGUAUUGAUGAAGCAAGCACAAGCGAAUUCUUGGCUGGAUUAUUCAAAAAACAAGAAAAGAAGUCUUCGGCACGCGAAAGUGAAUUUAAAUUUGAUAUUGUGCAUAAUGAAUAA